This is a messenger RNA of Lontra canadensis (Northern American river otter), 1670 nucleotides long. RefSeq names its product NAD(P) dependent steroid dehydrogenase-like (gene NSDHL). The record is from RefSeq and is a predicted model, not a curated record. Bases 20 to 1228 code for a protein of 402 amino acids. The transcript is spliced from 8 exons. Gene Ontology annotation, molecular function: 3-beta-hydroxy-Delta5-steroid dehydrogenase (NAD+) activity. Lineage: Eukaryota; Metazoa; Chordata; Mammalia; Carnivora; Mustelidae. Gene Ontology annotation, biological process: steroid biosynthetic process.
CUCGGCAGAUCCUCUGCUCAUGCGGGCGGGGAAGAAAAGGGUGGCCGCCGGGGCCGGAGGUCUUUCGGUGCAAACGCCGAAGGCGCGCAGGGGAUCACCUACGGACGGAGAAAACUUCAUCACAAGCGUAACCAGAUUCGGAGCUGAAAUGGACCAAGCAUGUGAUGAGCCAGUGAGAGACACACAGACACAUCGGACAGAAGACAUUCCCAAUGCCACUAAGUGCACAGUUAUCGGAGGUUCUGGAUUCCUGGGGCAGCACAUGGUGGAGCAGUUGCUGGCAAGGGGCUACACUGUCAAUGUAUUUGAUAUGCGGCAGGGGUUCGACAAUCCCCGGGUGCAGUUCUUCCUAGGAGACCUCUGCAGCCAACAGGAUCUGUACCCAGCUCUGAAAGGUGUAAGCACAGUUUUCCACUGUGCAUCACCCCCACCAUCCAGUAACAACAAGGAACUCUUUUAUAGAGUGAAUUACAUUGGCACCAAGAAUGUCAUUGAAACUUGCAAAGCGGCUGGGGUUCAGAAACUCAUUUUAACCAGCAGUGCCAGUGUCAUUUUUGAGGGUGUCAACAUCAAGAAUGGAACUGAAGACCUCCCUUACGCUGUGAGACCGAUUGACUAUUACACGGAGACAAAAAUCUUACAGGAGAGAGAAGUCCUGGGUGCCAAUGAUCCCAAGGGGAAUUUCUUAACCGUGGCCAUUCGCCCUCAUGGCAUUUUUGGCCCAAGGGACCCCCAGUUGGUGCCCAUUCUCAUCGAGGCAGCCAGGAGGGGCAAGAUGAAGUUCAUGAUUGGAAACGGAGAGAACUUGGUGGACUUCACCUUUGUGGAGAACGUGGUACAUGGACACAUCCUGGCUGCAGAGCACCUCUCCCGAGAUGCAGCUGGGAGUGGGAAGGCAUUUCACAUCACCAAUGACGAACCCAUCCCUUUCUGGACAUUCUUGUCCCGCAUCCUGACAGGCCUCAACUACGAGGCCCCCAAGUACCACAUCCCCUAUUGGGUGGCCUACUACCUGGCCCUCUUGCUGGCCCUCCUGGUGAUGGUGAUGCGUCCCGUCAUCCAGCUCCAGCCCACUUUCACACCGAUGCGUGUCGCACUGGCUGGCACGUUCCACUAUUACAGCUGUGAGAGAGCCAAAAGGCUCAUGGGCUACCGGCCACUGGUCAGCAUGGAUGACGCCAUAGAAAGGACCGUGCAGAGUUUUCGUUACCUGCGGAAGGUCGACUGAUGCAGCCCGGAGACUGGACCCACUUCAGUGCAUUCCCCAGCCACCAGCUCCUCUGUGGACCCACAAACUAACAUCCUUCAAGGGUGGAGGAAACAGCUGGCAUUUCUCCCGUUGUCAGAUUGGACUGGAAUUUCUUAAAGCAGGCAGCUUCGAAUUCUGCUUUUUGGUGUUCUCUCCCUGUCCCCCCCAACCCGCCAGGUUACUUAGCAUUCCAGCGUCCUACAUAAUCGAAGCUGUAGGGGAAAAACAAUCCAUUUGCUAAUCGAUGUUGGGAAACUAGAUUUACUUCUGUGCAACGCAGUACUAGAGUAGAAGCCACAGAAGAAAGGCAGGAGUUUCAAACACAUGGUGAAACUUCAGAGAGAUGCAGAAUGUAAAGCAAACACUUUUUAAAAGCUUAAAUAAUUGUCACCCCUCACCCCAUCAGCCCCUAGUGGGAACU